ACAUAUCUGUCCACUCUUCCAUAGUUUACGAAUCUCUCUCUCUCUCUCCUCAAAUGCUUCUCCUGCACAGAACCUCCUUCCUCUGCCUCGGCCUUCCCAAACCUCAGUUCAUCUUCGCAAGCGCUCCAAGGGAUUCCGCAAGCGUUCGCUCGGAUAAGGCGAAGGUUCUCCCCUUCGGUCGGUGCCGGUACCGACGGCUCUGCUCAGUUAACGGCGACGGCAAUGCUUACAGUCCAUCAGAGGCAGAAAGUAGCUGCCCCAAUGAAGAAGGCAUUGACCACAGUGGAAGACGCGAGGGCGGACCCCUGGCGUCGAAUGAGACACUGAAGAAAUUGAAGAGAUAUGGAAUAGCUGGGAUAUUGUCCUAUGGGUUGUUGAACACUGCUUACUACCUUUCAACAUUUCUUCUGGUCUGGUUUUACUUUGCACCGGCACCAGGAAGAAUGGGCUACCUUGCUGCGGUUGAAAGAUUCAUCAAGGUAAUGGCCAUGGUUUGGGCUGGAAGCCAAGUCACAAAGCUUAUAAGAGCCGGAGGGGCCCUCGCUCUUGCGCCUUUUGUAGACAGAGGAUUGUCCUGGUUUACUACAACAUACAAAUUUGAAUCUCAGGAGAAGGCAUUCUUGGCAAUCGUGGGUUUUUGCUUUGGCCUGGCCGUCUUGCUGUUUUUGGCUGUGACACUGAUCUCAGCGUGAUAAUGCAUUCUUUUUGUUGGGGACAUGGUCGGUUUGUGGUCGAAGUUUCUUGUGAUGGGGGAAGCGUUGCCAAUCUCAUGUUUGUACUGCAACUAUAUCCCAAGAUGGUCCAUAGUUCAAAUGCAGCUUUAAGAUAGAGCCCUCCCAAAGACCAUGCAAUUCAUCGAUUUGGAUUGGAUGCAGCCGGACUGAUGCUUGUGUCCUGAUGAAAUUGAGAAGCGUAAUUGGCUUCUUUUGCAAAUGUUAAAGCUCAGAAUUGUGCCACCAGCUCUUUCA
Rhodamnia argentea is the source of this 968-nucleotide messenger RNA. RefSeq lists its product as uncharacterized. Bases 54 to 692 code for a protein of 212 amino acids. The record is from RefSeq and is a predicted model, not a curated record. The transcript has 8 exons. NCBI's taxonomy places the organism in Eukaryota, Viridiplantae, Streptophyta, Magnoliopsida, Myrtales, Myrtaceae.